UAUCAGAACUUACCAAAUAGACAUUAACUAUAUACUGCUAUCUCCUGGGUUUUCCCUUUCUAAGCCGUUUCAACUCAACAAUAAGGAGAUGCUUUUGUCCUCAAGAAAAACUGGGCAUUUCCCCGUCAUUCAUAUUUAUAGGCAGUGUUUAGAGGAGCAAUGAAAUGAAGCACUUGGGGCACGUUCGGCAUUAAAUGAAGUGAUCCAGUUCUUGGACAGUAUUGUGAUUUAGUUGCACCUUUUGAUUUCCAGCAUGACAGCCGCCCUGUACCUUUAAGUUGGUCUGCUGUCACUGAUGUUAUUGGAAUGUGAAUCUACAAAGCAUCUUGUCCAGGUUGAAGUAAUAAACAAAAUGGAUUCUUCAAGACCAUCUUCCAUAGGAAGUGAUGAUUAUGAAAAUGUCUGCAAGCAUGGCUUCUUCAGAAAAUCUCCCCCAAUCCAUCUUUUCACUAAUCAGACAUCCUGGAAAAAACGAUACUUUACCCUUUCCAAGUCAAUCAAAAAUGGUUAUAUCCUGAGGUAUUUCAAAGAUCAACAGCUAAAGGGCAACAUCGAAAUUAAUGAAACUUCAAAAAUUGAAAUUGGCAUAGCUGAUAGUGAGAAAAUGGCAAUGGUGAGGAAGAUGUUUAAAUGCGUGCCCACAGAAGUGAUGACCAUCAGAACAGGGAACAGAGAUUUCUACCUUAUUGGAACAGACAGCAAAGAAGUUGAGGAGUGGGCCAACGUCCUAUAUGAAACUUGCAGAGAAAAAGAGGUUGAAGUAACAAGCAAAAUGGACUAUCCAAGAAAAUCCUCCAUAGAAAAUUAUCAUUGUGAAGAAGUCUGCAAGCCUAUUUCCUUCAAAAGAUCACCUCCAGUCCGGACAACACUGGAACUCAGGACUCGGUCAAAAUCUUCACCUGCUUGUCUUGAUGAAAAGGAUGAGCAGUGCCACGGCAAUCAAUAUGAAGAGUUACCAACAACUGCUUUCAAGAAAAGGCCAACAUCAGAACCUAUUCAUCAAGUCCCUUCUGAAGAAGACCAUAUUUAUGAGUCACCAAGAAAAAUUAUGCAACGUCUUCGACGUCUAACACAUGGUCCACUUGAUGAACAGUCAGGUGAAGAUUAUGAAAAAGAGAACGAUUAUGCUUCUCCAAGAAGUAUUCAAGCCCAGUUGACUGAGACGAAUCCUGAAUGUAGCAGCUCAGAUGAAGAACAGUCUAACGACGAUGGAGGAUAUAUAUCCAUGAAAGACAUCCGUCCACUGAUGGCAGAAGAAGACUUUCAGCCUACAUCAGCAGGGACUACAUUGCCAACUAUUCCUCCAGUAAAAGAAAAUAGUGUGAAUCCACAAGUAGCACAGGACUGUCCUCUGAAACCAACGCCAUUACCCAGGAAAGCCAAACCAGGAAAAAUGCCCAAAAUAUCAUUUCUGUCAGUGGUUCAGCUGUCCAUAAUCCUUAGUAAAAUCACAAAAGACAAUCAGAUGCAAGAGGUUGAUCUUCUCUUUCCCCAGAGUGAUUUUGUCAAUUGUGUAACACUUAAGGAAGCUUCUGGGCAUGUAUGUGUCUCCCAGUGGAGUGAUCCACAUCGCUUAGGAUGUCUUUUCCACCAAGGGGAUUACAUAGUGGCUGUGAAUGAUAUGCAUGUCAAGAACAUAGAUGAAAUUUCUUUGUUCACAAGCAGAUCCACAAGAAAAGAGGUAAAAUUGACCAUACAUCGUCUCCCAAAUUCAGAAAUUUUACAUGCCACAGGAUGCAAGUGCCCCUAAGGAAGAAAAGACCAUAAGAAUCUUCACUGAACAUAGAGCCAGUCUGACAUAGAUUUGACUGGUUGCACAUAGAAGAGAUGAAGGACUUUAUGCCAACAGUGUUUUCAGUGGUGCCUGAAGAAUAUUGUUAAUAAUAAUACUGUUCAUCCUUGCUGUAUCUUCAACAGAAAUUUCAUCUCACAAGCAAUCCCUUCUUUUCUUGAAGCACCAAUUGGAGCAUAUCAGACUAAGACAGACGGUCUUCCCUCACAAAAAUUCAAAAGAAAUAGUAGAGGAGAGGCAUUCACAUCUAAGGCCUUCUGAAAAAGACUGUAUUGGUCACUGAUGCUCUUUCUUCAGCCCUCCAGCCUGCAUUAUUCCUGGAACAGAGUCUAAUGUUGUUAUCAUGCAUCUAAUUUAUAUUGCCUCAAUACAGUAUCAAAUUCAGUGGACUCCUGACAUCCGCUAGGGUUUGAUUCCCUGUGGAUAGGAUACCCAAAUCCAUGAAUGCUCGAGUCCCAUAAUGGUGUAGUAAAAAUAUGUCCUUAUAUAAAAUGGUGAGAAGUUCAAAGGAAUGCUGGAAGGAGCCUGAGAACCUGUGACAUGACAGGAGGCUACAGAAGGUUAUGACUACACAUCAGCCUAGUGCUUGGUACAUGGCAAAAUCAAGCAUUGCUAUGGGGAUAUUUUUAAAAUAUAUUUUUGCACCAUGGUUGGCUGAAUCUAUGGAUGCAGAAUCUGUGAAAACCAAGGGGUGAUUGUAGAUGUGUUGCAAAACACAUACGCACAUAUAAAUUAAAGCCAAGCUGGAGGCGAACUCUCUCUGGGUGAAUAAACUAUCUAUCUUUUAAACUAUCUUUUAAACUUCUAUUUAUUGUUGAAAUAAUCUUAUCAUGAAUUUCAAAGGAGUGAUAUUUUAUUUUAGUAGCAAAGGAAAAAGAACCCGUGAUAGCUGACAUUUGUUUGAGAAUGCUUUGUAUUGUUUAUAAAUCAUGAAA
Anolis sagrei ordinatus is the source of this 2727-nucleotide messenger RNA. RefSeq names its product pleckstrin homology domain containing S1 (gene PLEKHS1). The record is from RefSeq and is a predicted model, not a curated record. NCBI's taxonomy places the organism in Eukaryota, Metazoa, Chordata, Lepidosauria, Squamata, Anolidae.